CAGAUCAUCAGGUGGAUGGAGUGAAUCGGUUGUCGCAGCAACAGCGUCAACUGCACCCCCACCCCCCGCUAUAAUUUGCUUUCUGAUUCAGAACGACGGUCAAUUCCCGAUUACUUCCAGUUGUAUCUUCCCAAUCCGCGCGACGCUUAGCAGGAAGCGGCCAUCGAUAGUUUUCUAUUGACAAAUCGCAUCAGGAAAUAAGUGAAAGUCGAUGGUUGUCCGUUCUUUCUAUCUUUCAUCCGACUCCUUCCCGUUCUCAUAGAUAGCAUCCUAGCAAAUCCCCGAAGCUGACUGGAGAGUUAAAACGCUGAAAACGCGUAGCCUAAGCAACUACAAUUUUCUUUCGUUCGAAUUCAAUCGCUUUUUGUGCAAACAGUUUGACUAGCUACUCUCGUUCAACAUCAGUCGCGCGCUUUCGUAAUUCCUCUCCUCAACUGAAAUUUCCUGUUUUAAAUAUAGUUUAUCUGGAUUUUUUCGACUUUUUCCCCCACUGGCGUUGCCAACGCAACACAGAUAGCCUGUCUCUGAACGCAGUCGUUAUUCGAAAAAACCUCCUGUGACACAGACACAUCGGUCUACGCUUUCUCCCCUGUCUAGAUAGUCUCCAAGACCGACAACAUGUUGGACCCAUCUUCCAGUGAGGAGGAAGCGGAUGAGAUAGUGGAAGAAGAAGGCAAAGAGGUGAUGGCACCAAAGACCGGGGGAGCACGGGUGUCACCCAGCCGGACCACCGAGAGUUCUGGUGGGCUCCAGCCCUCGAGCCGGGGAAGCAGCGCUUGUCCGUCCAGCCCCAGCCCCUCGGCGGCCAGCGAGAAGGAGAAAGAUGAUCUGGAAAAGAUGCAGAGGGAGGAGGAAGAGCGAAAGAAGAGGCUCCAGCUCUAUGUCUUUGUGAUGCGCUGCAUUGCCUACCCUUUUAAUGCCAAGCAACCCACCGACAUGGCCAGACGACAACAGAAGAUCAGUAAGCAGCAGUUACAGACAGUGAAGGAGCGUUUCCAGGCUUUCCUCAGUGGUGACACCCAGAUAGUGGCAGACGAGGCCUUCAUCAAUGCAGUCCAGAGCUACUAUGAUAUAUUCCUGAAGAGUGACCGUGUGUCCCGGAUGGUCCAGAGCGGAGGCUGCUCGGCCAGUGACUCGCGGGAGGUUUUCAAGAAGCACAUUGAGAAGCGUGUCCGUAGCCUGCCGGAGAUCGACGGCCUAAGUAAGGAGACAGUGCUCAGCUCCUGGAUGGCCAAGUUUGACACAAUCUACCGCGGAGAGGAUGACCCCAGGAAGCACCAGCAGCGGAUGACGGCCAGUGCAGCCUCAGAGCUCAUCCUCAGUAAGGACCAGCUCUACGAGAUGUUCCAGUCCAUCCUGGGCAUCAAGAAGUUUGAGCACCAGCUCCUCUACAAUGCCUGCCAGCUUGAUAACCCAGACGAGCAGGCUGCACAGAUCAGGAGAGAACUGGAUGGACGACUGCAGAUGGCUGAUCAGAUCGCCAGGGGCGGCAAGUUUCCCAAGUUUGUGUCCAAAGAGAUGGAGGCCAUGUUCAUAGAGGAGCUGAGAUCCUCAGUGAACCUGCUGAUGGCUAACCUGGAGAGCAUGCCGGUGUCCAAGGGAGGAGAGUUCAAACUGCAGAAGCUCAAACGAGGGCACAACACCUCCAUCAUAGACAUGGGCCAGGAGGACGAGAACACGCUGUCCAAGUCUGAUGUGGUGCUCUCCUUCACUCUGGAGGUGGUGAUUGUGGAGGUUCAGGGGUUAAAGUCGCUGGCGCCCAAUCGGAUCGUCUACUGCACCAUGGAGGUGGAGGGGGGGCAUAAGCUCCAGACUGACCAGGCCGAGGCCUCCAAACCAACCUGGGGGACCCAGGGGGACUUCACCACCACACACCCCCUGCCUGCUGUCAAGGUGAAGUUGUUCACUGAGAGCACAGGAGUCCUGGCCCUGGAGGACAAAGAGCUUGGCAGGGUGGUACUCCAUCCGACCCCUAACAGUCCCAAACAGUCAGAACUACACAAGAUGUCCGUGUCCAAAGGCUGCCCUGACAGUGACCUAAAGAUCAAACUGGCCAUCCGCAUGGACAAACCACAAAACAUGAAGCACUGUGGGUACCUAUGGGCUAUUGGUAAAAAUGUGUGGAAGAGAUGGAAGAAGAGAUUCUUUGUCUUGGUGCAGGUGAGCCAGUACACCUUUGCCAUGUGCAGCUACAGAGAGAAGAAAGCAGAGCCUGUGGAGCUGCUCCAACUGGACGGCUACACUGUAGACUACACCGACCCUCAGCCAGGUCUUGACGGUGGGAGGACCUUCUUCAACGCAGUAAAGGAAGGUGACACUGUGAUCUUUGCCAGUGAUGACGAGCAGGACCGCAUCCUGUGGGUCCAGGCUAUGUACCGGGCCACGGGCCAGUCCCACAAGCCCAUCCCCCCCACCCAGGUCCAGAAACUCAACAACAGAGCAGGCUCUGCACCUCAGCUAGACGCACCCAUCUCCCAGUUCUACGCGGACCGGGCACAGAAACAUGGCAUGGAUGAGUUCAUCUCAGCCAACCCCUGCAGCUUUGACCACUCCUCUCUGUUUGAGAUGGUGCAGCGCCUCACCCUGGACCACAGACUCAAUGACUCCUACUCCUGUUUGGGUUGGUUCAGUCCAGGCCAGGUGUUUGUCAUGGAUGAGUACUGUGCUCGUAAUGGUGUGCGGGGGUGUCACAGACACCUGUGUUACCUGGGUGACCUGCUGGAGAGGGCAGAGAACGGGGCUAUGAUCGACCCCACCCUGCUGCACUACAGCUUUGCCUUCUGUGCCUCACACGUCCAUGGCAACAGGCCUGACGGGAUAGGAACAGUCACUGUGGAGGAGAAGGAGCGCUUUGAGGAUAUCAAAGAGAGGCUGCGUGUUCUGCUGGAGAACCAGAUCACACACUUCAGGUACUGUUUUCCAUUUGGUCGACCGGAGGGGGCCCUGAAAGCCACUCUGUCCCUGCUUGAGAGGGUGCUGAUGAAGGAUAUUGUGACUCCUGUGCCCCAGGAGGAGGUGAAGACAGUCAUCCGUAAAUGUCUGGAGCAGGCAGCCUUGAUCAACUACCAGCGCCUCUCAGAAUACGCCAAAGUAGAAGGGAAAAAGAGAGAAAUGUAUGAGCAUCCUGUCUUCUGCUUGGCGUCUCAAGUGAUGGAUUUAACCAUUCCGGAGAAAACUCAGAAAGAUAAGAAAGAUCAUCAGGAUCAGGAUCCAGAGAAUGUAGGGCGCUUAGUCACCCCAGCCAAAAAGCUGGAGGACACCAUCCGCCUGGCCGAAUUGGUCAUCGAGGUCCUCCAACAGAAUGAGGAGCACCAUGCAGAGGCGUUUGCGUGGUGGUCUGACCUGAUGGUGGAGCACGCGGAGACCUUCCUGUCUCUGUAUGCGGUGGACAUGGACGCUGCUCUAGAGGUGCAGCCCCCUGACAGCUGGGACAGCUUCCCUCUCUUCCAGCUCCUCAACGACUUCCUGAGGACCGACUAUAACCUGUGCAACGGGCAGUUCCACAGACACCUGCAGGACCUGUACGCCCCCCUUGUGGUGCGAUAUGUGGACCUCAUGGAGUCAUCUAUCGCCCAGUCCAUCCACAGGGGCUUCGAGAGAGAGUCCUGGGAGCCUGUCAAGAGCCUAACAAGUAAUCUUCCUGAUUUGAGUCUACCAAAUGUCAAGCUCCAAAUGCCCAAAGUACCAAAUCUACCACCAGUUAGCCUUCUAACAAUGCCUAGCUUUUCUACACCCAACUGGAUGGCAGCUACAUGUGACUCGGAUAAUGGCUCGGGGACAUCCGAGGACCUGUUCUGGAAGCUGGAUGCGCUGCAGACCUUCAUCAGAGACCUGCACUGGCCUGAGGAGGAGUUUGGCAAACACCUGGAGAGCAGGCUCAAACUCAUGUCCAGCGACAUGAUUGAGUCCUGCGUCAAACGAACGAGGGUGGCCUUUGAGGCCAAGCUCCAGAAGAGCAGUCGGACCACAGACCUCCGCGUGCCUCAGUCCAUCUGCACCAUGUUCAACGUGAUGGUGGAUGCCAAGGCCCAGUCAGCCAAGCUGUGUGCCAUGGAGCUGGGACAGGAGAGACAGUACCAUUCCCAAAUUGACGCUCUCAUAGAGGAGACUGUGAAGGAGAUGAUCACCUUACUGGUAGCAAAGUUUGUGGUCAUUCUAGAGAGUGUCCUAGCCAAACUGUCCAGAUACGACGAGGGCACUCUCUUCUCCUCCUUCCUCUCUUUCACAGUGAAAGCUGCAUCAAAGUAUGUGGAUGUACCUAAGCCUGGGAUGGACAUUGCAGACGGUUACGUGACCUUUGUGCGCCAUUCUCAGGACAUGCUGCGGGAUAAGGUCAAUGAGGAGGUGUACAUAGAAAGGUUAUUUGCCCAAUGGUACACCAGCACCAUGAACCUCCUGGGUAUGUGGCUGACUGACCGAAUGGACCUACAGCUCCAUGUCUACCAACUCAAGAUCCUCAUCAGAGUAGUCAAGAAAAAGUACCGUGACUUCCGGCUGCAGGGCGUCCUGGACUCCACACUAAACAGUAAGAUGUAUGACACGGUGCGGAACAGACUGACCCUGGAGGAGGCAACGGCGUCGGUGAGGGAAGGAGGGAUGUCGGGCAUAUCUAUGAAGGACAGUGAUGAAGACGACGAUGAUGACUAGAUCAACAUCACCGGAUGGAGCCUGCAAAUCAAUGCAUGUAUCAACUUUGUUAACCACUGGACCAAUCUUAUAAGGUUAUUAUUUUUCACUGUCAGAUAGAUAGAAAUACCCACAAAGGAACAACAAUACAAAUUAGUAACUGAAUACAUAAAUUAUAAUUAUAUUAGUCAUUAUAAUUAUAAAAUAUAUAUAUUUAUGUGUUGAACUAAAAAGUAUAGGUGUUUUACAAAAAAAGUUAGCAUUUGCCUAGCAUUCACUCUUGAAUGUUCCUAAGCAAUAUGGAGAAGCAUGUAUGCGAUGUUGAGUACCAUGAUUAGGGAUAAUGCUUGGUGUGUACCUGUUGAAUGCAAACCUGUUGAGGCGCUUUGUUAACGUACUGUGAAUACAGUAAUGGUACAUCAUUGUGAGGAGGAGAGUAAGAUCACCUAUUGUUCUCAUUCAUCUCAGAGCGUAUGUCUACAGCCUAAAGGGAACCAAACUACAGACAGCCAGGCAACCUGUUUGUAGCUAGAUUACAAUACAUUAUAAAAAGUAGCUAUCCAUUCUCUCUCCUCUCUUAACAUCAAUGUAGAAUUUACUUUGUUGACUCAAUUCAAUACUCAAUACUACAACAUUUUCCCUCACUGGCAAAACAUUAAGCCACAUUUUUUUUUAAAUUAUGAGUUGUUUUAGAAAUGCAAUAUUUUAAUUGUUUCAUUGUUAUAUCUUGUUGAUGUAUUUAUUGAUAAUUUAUGUUUUUUAAAACAUAAUGUUUUUUAAAAAUAUGUUAUAUUUUAGUUAUAAUAGCAAUUAGCACAAAAAUAUUCAAUCACAAAGGGAAAAGAGACUUUCUUCUGUGUCCCCUAUACUUCCGCCAUUCCAGGUGAUUACGUGUUUCCACACUUUUAUAUCUUUAUUGUGUCUGCCAGUAUUUUCUCUGCCGCUGAUGUUGUUUUGUAUAUACACAUACUGUACAUUGCCCUGUGUGCAGUUACUGCAUGUCCCAGUUAUCCUCUUCUCUCCAAAAGUGUGUUUGUUCUCAGUGUAAAGUUACUGGUGGAGUCAUUUUGCUUCUGCCUUAUGGGAGCUUAUAGAUCUGGGGCCCACAAAGUGAAAAUAAAAGUAGCUGUACAAACA
Messenger RNA from Salvelinus fontinalis (brook trout), 5763 nucleotides. RefSeq names its product calcium-dependent secretion activator 1. The transcript has 30 exons. Gene Ontology annotation, cellular component: glutamatergic synapse. The record is from RefSeq and is a predicted model, not a curated record. NCBI's taxonomy places the organism in Eukaryota, Metazoa, Chordata, Actinopteri, Salmoniformes, Salmonidae. Gene Ontology annotation, biological process: dense core granule exocytosis; positive regulation of exocytosis; synaptic vesicle exocytosis. The coding region runs from base 619 to 4647 and encodes 1342 amino acids.